Messenger RNA from Exophiala aquamarina CBS 119918, 1332 nucleotides. RefSeq lists its product as uncharacterized. The record is from RefSeq and is a predicted model, not a curated record. The transcript has 3 exons. The coding region runs from base 1 to 1332 and encodes 443 amino acids. Lineage: Eukaryota; Fungi; Ascomycota; Eurotiomycetes; Chaetothyriales; Herpotrichiellaceae.
AUGACUUCGCAACAAUACCACUUGAAUGAGUCGGCCGAAGAGGCAUGGCACACUGACAGCCGUGUCAAUCCAUCAACGCCGGAAAGCGACAUCGAGGGAGACGAUUCAACAGAUGUGGCGCUUCAACGCGCACAUGAAGACGAGCAAGCUCUCGAUGGCUUUAUCCAAGCACAUCCACUGUCAACCGCCGCUUCUCCACCCAAGACAUCCGAUUACCAUCUGCCUUGCCCAGUCGUGAUACCCCAGCGGCGGCCGGGUAACAAGUGUAGGGGGUUUGUCGAGGCAUACGCUCCAGCGCUGGAACAGUUUGGCAUUCAGCAAGACGAGUUUAUCAGCUUCGUCAAGGCUACCAACAAAGCUGUCCGGGCAUCCAAAUGGCUGAGCGCGAUUCAGCUAGCAGCCAUGGGCACGUCCUUUGUGCCAAAUUCCAUCGCCAUGGGGGCGUCGGUGGCGGUGCAGGUAGUAGCCGGUGUAAUGGCAAAGGCGGAGACAAGGUGGAAGACGAACUCAUUCCUAGAUCGGGUCAACGAGGACUACUUCCGGCCUCGAGGCCUCUACUGCUUGCUGAUGGCGUACAAACCUGUUACCUUAGGCGAAAAGACGCAGUUUGAUGUUCGUGAAGCUAUGUCCAGGGCCCGACCCUCGUCUUCGACGUCCUUGUCGACGCAGGAGCAGGGUUUCCCAGCGCAUGCUCGGAAGAACCUGCGGAACCCGAUAGCUGGCACGGUUAAGGGAGAGGAAAGCCUCCCGUCGAAUGUUGCUCCCUUGGUCUAUCCUAGCGCAUCGACCGCUUCACAAGAAAGUCGCAACUCAGCAAAGGAGCGAAACACAAUUACACGAAUAACUAAGUACCUCGAUGAUCGAGCUCAAGCUCGAUACGCCAAGGAAAGCACCGGAGACGUCCUCUCGCAACCCUCCCCACCAUCGUUCAAGAAUCGAUACCUAGACCCAAACCAUCCGGCGACCAACGGCGGCUUGCUUGGUCUCCUCUCGGGGGGUCAUUUGACGCCCAAUGCCGAAAAGGUCAAUCAGCGUAUGCAGUCGCCCCUCCACGCUCAGAUCCAAGCGAUCCAGGAACAGCAAUCGGCUACGAUGGAUAUUUUGCGUCAGCAGCUGACGCUAAUGGAUCUUCCCCCCGAACAGGAACAGGCAGUCAUUAAGCAGUACAAGGAUGUCUUUCAGGUCCAAGAGCAGCAUGUGAGUCAGCAAGCAGAGCUAGUCAACACUGGAACAGGCCAGGUGCGCACUAUAUGGGUACGUCUCAUCCGGGCCUUUCUCAUAUUCACCCGAUACAGACUGAUAGUUUACUUCAGAAUGUUUUAUAUCUUAUGA